Glycine soja is the source of this 3486-nucleotide messenger RNA. RefSeq names its product microtubule-associated protein TORTIFOLIA1-like. Bases 243 to 3014 code for a protein of 923 amino acids. Gene Ontology annotation, cellular component: cortical microtubule, transverse to long axis. Lineage: Eukaryota; Viridiplantae; Streptophyta; Magnoliopsida; Fabales; Fabaceae. The record is from RefSeq and is a predicted model, not a curated record. The transcript has 6 exons. Gene Ontology annotation, molecular function: microtubule binding. Gene Ontology annotation, biological process: multicellular organism development; circumnutation; unidimensional cell growth.
CUUGACUUACGAUUCAUAAAAACAAACCAGAAGAAAGAACCCCAUCAUUUCAAACCUUGUUUUUCACCCUUUUUCCCCUCACUGUUCACAGAUCCACCAUUCCUUUCCACCUCACUCCCUUUCAAAUCAGUUCCCAUUUUCCUUUCACACAUUACUUCCCCUUCACCUCUCUCUAAUUCCAUACUCCUCCAUUGCAUUCAACAAAACCACUUUCUCUCUCUCACACUCACUCACUUCACACAAUGAAGCACCCAAAACUCCAAACCCAAUCAACCCCAACCCCAUCACCCUCUUCAAGAUCUUCUUCUCUCUCAUCCCACCUUGCUAUGGUGGAGCUGAAGCAGAAGAUCCUAACUUCUCUGUCGAAGCUCUCCGACCGCGACACGCACCAGAUCGCGGUGGAGGACUUGGAGAAGACCAUCUCGGGGCUCUCGCCGGACGCCAUUCCGAUGAUUCUCAAUUGUCUCUACGACGCCGCCACCGACCCCAAGCCCGCCGUCAAGCGGGACGCCCUGCGCCUCCUCGCCGCCGUCUGCGGCGCGCACUCCGACGCCGCGGCCGCCCACCUUACCAAGAUCAUCGCCCACGUCGUCCGCCGCCUCAAGGACGCCGACUCCGCCGUCCGCGACGCCUGCCGUGACACCGUGGGCGCCCUCGCCGCGCAGUAUUUGAAGGGAGACGGCGGCGGUGGUGGCGGUGGAGUCGGGACGGUGGUGGGGCUGUUCGUGAAGCCGCUUUUCGAGGCGAUGGGGGAGCAGAACAAGGGGGUGCAGGCGGGGGCGGCGGUGUGCAUGGCCAAGAUGGUAGAGUGUGCCGGUGGCAGCGGAGGGGAGGCGGUGCCGGUUGCGGCGUUCCAGAAGCUAUGUCCGAGGAUCUACAAGCUGCUCAACAGUCCCAAUUUCAUGGCCAAGGCGGCGAUUUUGCCGGUGGUUGCCAGCUUGUCCCAGGUUGGAGCGAUUGCACCACAAAGCUUGGAACAUUUGCUGCCUAGCAUUCACGAAUGCCUUUCUAGUACUGAUUGGGCAACACGUAAAGCGGCAGCUGAGGCAUUAAGUUCUUUGGCAUUGCAUUCAAGCAGUUUGGUUACUGAUAGAGCGGCACCCACACUGGCAGUACUUGAGGCUUGCCGAUUUGACAAGAUAAAACCUGUAAGAGAUAGCAUCAAUGAAGCAUUGCAACUGUGGAAAAAGAUUGCAGGGAAAGGAGAUGGGUCUCCUGAUGAUUCAAAGCCCUCAUCUGAUGGUGGGAAUGAAUCAGCUAUUUCGUCAGAAGCAAGUGACCCGAAAAAAGUAAAUCUUGAUGAGAGGAAGACUGAUUCACCAGUAAAGGGUUCAUCAACUAGUUCUUCAAAUAUGGAUUCAACUAAGGCCAAAGCAGCUAGCAUCUCAGAGAAGGCAGUUGUGAUACUGAAAAAGAAACCACCUGUGUUAUCUGAUAAAGAACUAAAUCCAGAAUUUUUCCAAAAACUUGAAAGAAGGGGUUCAGAUGAUUUACCAGUGGAAGUAGUUGUUCCUCGUAGAGGCCUCAAUUCUUCUAACUCCAACAAUGAGGAAGAAUCAGAGGCAAAUGCUAAAGAUUCAAAAGAAAGAAUAAAUUCUGUUGGAAACAUCCCUAAUGAUGAUCAUGGAUCCUCCAGUAAUAAAUAUCGUAUCUUUGAGAGAGGCAAUGAUGGAAAUUCCAAACAAAGGAAUUAUGAUGAUUUUGGCCAUGACAGAUUCUCUGAAAGGAGAGUGAACACAAAAGAACUGAGGACAAAAGCUUAUGAUACUGAUGGCAGGACUGAAAAUGAUCAGAGGGACGGUUCUGCCAAUGCUGCAGGUUUUUCUAAAACUGAUGGUCAAUCAGAAGUACCCUUCUCCAAUAACAGAGCAAACUGGUUGGCCAUCCAGAGGCAGUUGUUGCAACUGGAAAGGCAACAAGUUCAUCUGAUGAAUAUGCUGCAGGAUUUCAUGGGUGGAUCUCAUGAUAGCAUGGUGACUCUAGAGAACAGAGUGCGAGGUCUUGAGAGAAUUGUUGAAGACAUGUCACGAGAUUUAUCCAUAUCAUCAGGUCGUAGAAACUUUGCAGGGUUUGAAGGGUCAUCUAAUAGGCCUUCUAGCAAGUAUAAUGGUUUUAACGACUACUCCAGUUCCAAGUAUGGUAGAGGCGGUGAUGGACGCAUCCCAUUUGGCGAAAGAUUUGCCCAAUCUGAUGGAAAUUCUUUGGGAAUGAGGGGAAGAGGGCCAUCUUGGAGAUCUGACAUGUCUGAGGGGUGGGAUCAUUCUGGAUAUGGUGCUUCUAGAAAUGGCCAGAUGUCCUCAAGGAGGGCUUUUGGGGGUAGUUCUGCUGAUGGAAGAUCACCAAAAUCUGUGCAUGAGAAUGAUCAAGCAGGCAACAGGAGAGCUUGGGAUAAAGCAGCAAUGCCCAUCCGGCUUGGUGAGGGGCCCUCUGCAAGAAGUGUCUGGCAAGCUUCUAAGGAUGAAGCUACCUUGGAAGCAAUUCGGGUUGCUGGUGAGGACAAUGGAACGUCUCGAGCAACAAGGGUAGCAAUCCCUGAAAUGACUGCUGAAGCUAUGGCUGAUGACAAUGUUGGGCAAGAGAGGGAUGCCAUCUGGACUUCUUGGAGCAAUGCAAUGGAUGCCCUUCAAGUAGGUGACCUAGAUUCAGCCUUUGCAGAAGUAUUGUCCGCUGGCGAUGAUAUUUUGCUUGUAAAGCUAAUGGAUAAAACGGGCCCUGUAAUUGACCAACUUUCAAGUGAAGUUGCAUGUGAAACUGUAAAUGCCAUUGGACAAUUCUUACUGGACCAGAACAUGUAUGACAUUUGUUUGUCUUGGAUUCAACAGUUGCUGGAGAUAGUAUUGGAAAAUGGCCCUGAUACCUUUGACAUUCCCAUGGAAGUAAAGAAAGAACUCUUGCUGAAUUUACACGAAGCUUCUACAGAUCCAGCUGAGACCUGGGAAGGGGUACAGCCAGAUCAGCUUUUAUUGCAAUUGGCAUCAGCCUGGGAAAUUGAUCUGCAACAGCAUGACAAAUAGCUUAAGAACAAAUUAUGCAGCUAUUGAAUCUUGAAUUGAAAUAUAAUGCUGUUCAUGCUUUUGGCCUCCACACAACAACUACAUUGCCACAAAUUUUUGCUCCUUUUUCUCCUGUAUCUUGAUGAACUUAGGCUAAUUCUAUACGGUCAGAGCAAGGUUCGACCGUUGGAUAUCAUUUUUGUUUUUUUUUUUUUAAUCUACAGAUAUCCUCAUUACUAAGAGGUAGUGUCUAGUUGUCAGCAAGUGCCCUGCUUAAAGAUAUUGUGUAAAUUGAGACGAAUGAACAAAUCUUCCAUGUAAUUAUUAUAUGUAAUUUGUUCUCGAUUUGCUACUUUCGUUUCAUCAUUUGCAACAUUUUCUCUCGUUAUGUUACCCAGGCUAAUUUGUAAUUGGUCAAUGAUCAUGUCUGAGGGGAUAUCAGAGACAAUCUGUAUUAUUGAUAUUCAGACAUAUAAAAUGAAGUGUUCAUUUA